Messenger RNA from Passer domesticus (house sparrow), 5429 nucleotides. RefSeq names its product NALCN channel auxiliary factor 1 (gene NALF1). The record is from RefSeq and is a predicted model, not a curated record. Gene Ontology annotation, cellular component: plasma membrane. The coding region runs from base 919 to 2205 and encodes 428 amino acids. The transcript has 3 exons. NCBI's taxonomy places the organism in Eukaryota, Metazoa, Chordata, Aves, Passeriformes, Passeridae. Gene Ontology annotation, biological process: calcium ion import across plasma membrane. Gene Ontology annotation, molecular function: stretch-activated, monoatomic cation-selective, calcium channel activity.
CUUAGCCCAGGGGCCCAAGAUGCCUGUGCCCAUCGGGGGCCCCCAGCCAGGCAGUUCCGCCCCGUGCGCCCGGGGACACCGCGCCCGGCGGCAGCAGCGGCGGCAGCCGCAGCCCAUUGUCACCAGCAGCGGCGGCGGCCCCGGCAGCCUCCUCCUCCUCUUCCUCUUCCUCCUCCUCCUCUUCAGCAUCCUCGGCAGCGCUCCGGGAGCCCUGCAGCAGCGUCUCUCCAGUUAGAGCGGAGCGGGGAGAGAAGAAAGAGACUGAGACAGAGGUGCAGGCAUCUGUGCCGCGGCUCGGGGCUGAGCAAGAGGAGCAGCGGCGGCAGGGAGGGAGAGGAGGCGAGGAGCCCUCCCGUAGCCGUCCGUCGGCAGCGGGGGACGCGGCAUGCGGUUGUCCGGGCGCAGUGGGCUUUUCUCAGGAGGGAGAUGGGGAGCUGCGAUCUGACCAUGCCUGGGUGAGAGGGGGAAAGGACCAGUCGCGCAGCCCCGCCACCACCAACUAUCACCACCACUACCACCACCACCACCACCACUACCACCACCACCACCAUCUCCUCUCCCUCCUCCUCCUCCUCUCUCUGCGUUAUUGCUCUUAUCUUCUCCACGGCACUCCGCGUUGGAUGGACUGGGGCUGUUUCGUGUGGUGAGACUAAGGAAGAGCCACCGGCGAAAACCAACAAUAUCUCGGAGGAAGAAAAAGAAGAAAGAAGAAAGAAAGAAAAAGAGAAAGAAAGAAAAAAAAAGAGGAAGAAAGAGAGAAGGGGGAGAGUGGAAGAGAGAGUGGGGGAGAGCAAGCGAGCGAGAGAAGGGAAGGCAGGCAAGAAAAUCCCCCCAAUCUUUUAAGUCAAUGCAUAUUGUGGUGACACUGGCAAAGGAGCCCUCACGGUGGAGUCGGCCAGGGCUGUGCGUUCCCAAAAUAUGACCAGGGGUGCUUGGAUGUGUAGUCGGCAGUAUGAUGACGGCUUAAAAAUCUGGUUCGCACCCCGGGAGAACGAGAAACCCUUCACGGAUUCAGAGAGGGCUCAGAAAUGGCGACUGUCCCUGGCAUCGCUCUUGUUUUUCACGGUCCUGUUCUCUGAUCACUUGUGGUUCUGCGCCGAGGCCAAAUUCACGGGGACCGGAGAGAAGGAGCAGCCGCCGCCCGAGAAGCCGGAGCCCGCGGAGCCGGAGCUGCUGGCGGGCAUGGGGGAGCCGGCGCCCCCCGCGCCCCGGCUCCUCGCCCCCCCCUCGCCCUCCCUCCCGCCCUCCCCCGGCAGCAGCGGCGGCGGCAGCCGCGGCAGCCGCACCAACGGCACCGAGCCCCGGCACGGCAAGGCUGCUUUCCUGGGGAACUCCACCGCCAGGCCCCUGGAGACGUGUCCCCCCGCGGGCUCCUCGUCCGGGCAGUGCUUCAGCGUGGGCGACGCGGAGGCGGUGUGCCAGCGGCGAGGGGGCUCGGGGCGGCCGCGGGGCACGGGGCAGAGCCCGGCGCCCGGCUGGGACCUGACGGAUUUUUACCUUUCCUUUUGUAAUUCCUACACACUUUGGGAGUUGUUCGCCGGGUUGUCCAAUCCGGACACUUUGAACUGCAGUCUGGAUGUGGUGCUGAAGGGGGAAGGCUCCUGCAGCCAGUGCGUCCAGGCUUACCAGCGCUACGACCAGCACGCUCAGGAGAAAUACGAAGAGUUUGAGGUUAUGCUCCAGAAAUAUUUACAGUCGGAUGAGUACUCGGUGAAAUCGUGUCCUGAGGAUUGUAAGACUGUCUACAAAGCCUGGCUCUGUUCCCAGUAUUUUGAAGUCACACAGUUUCACUGCAGCAACAGAAUUCCUUGCAAGCAAUACUGUUUGGAGGUUCAAACGAGGUGUCCCUUUAUAUUACCAGACAAUGAUGAUGUCAUCUAUGGAGGACUAUCAAGUUUCAUCUGUACAGGGCUCUAUGAAAACUAUCCAACCAAUGCAGAACCAGAAUGCUGUGAUGUCAGAUGGGGACUAUUAUCAGAUCAUCAACCCAAAGGGACUAUAAAAACAAGUGGCUCAACAAUGUGUCACAGGACAUCGCUCACAGUUUCAUCAGCAUCAAGACUGUGUAACAGCAGACUUAAACUGUGUGUUCUUGUAUUAAUUCUGUUACAUACAGUACUUACAGUCUCAGCAGCACAGAACUCAACAGGACUGGGCUUUGGAAGCAUAACAACUUUGGAAGAUAAUUCAACCAAUGAGGAAUAAAAGAAAGGAUUCAUCUUACAUGAUAGAAACACAACAGGCCCAAAUUACUACAGUAAAAAAUAGCAAAGACUGAGUGCUUUACCCUCAGAGCUCUUCUUGAAUGACAUUUUGGGUAAAAUGAAAAGUAUGGGCCACUACCUAAACAACAAGGACACACAAAUGCAGCUUUUUAUUGACUAAAAGGCUGUUUGGUGACUUAACUUUCUCACACCAUUUUAUACACUGUGUUUUAAUGUUUGGAGUUUCUUUUUUUUUUUGUUUGUUUUUUGCACUUGUUAAUACAGGAUUUUAUUUUUGGGACAGUUUCUCGAGGCUAAAUUAAGUCUUUUCUCUGUCGAUAUAUUUCUAGUCAUUGUGUGUGUUCAUCUGAUAGUUCUGUCUUUUAUGUCCUGUCAGUUUCUAUUAGAGGAAUGACUGCUAUGAUUUCAUGACAUAGCAAAAAAUAAAAUAAAAAAAUUUAAAAAAUUUUAAAAAAGGAAAAAAAAGAAAAAAAAACAGUAAAAAACCCCAAAUAAACCAAAAAAGCCCACAAAAAACCCCAACAAAAACCCACAAAAAGAACAACAAAACAAAAUUUAACCAAAAAAGAUAAAAUAAUAAAAAAAAAAUUUAAAAAAAGCAACCAUUAAAAGAACCCCAAACAAACCUUACUGUCCUCUUAUCCAUGGGAACCAUUCAUUUCCUUUCCCUUUCCCAUCUACCUUCACAGACAACAUACAUUUGCUUCUGUCUGUGUAAUCACAAUGAAUGGGUACACAAUUCCAGUGUGCCUCUGCCACUGUUGCACUAAACAGUUGACUGAGCAAACCCAAAAGGAGCAUGAAGGGGGUUCCUUUUAGCUGAACAAACAAGUGCUCUCCUUACAAGGUGGGAUCGGACAGUUAAAAAGUAUAAAGAAAUAUAUAUAACAAACUGUUGCUCCAAUACCCGUUUUGAAGAAGUCCAGUCCUUUCUCACUGGUCAGUUGAACAGGAGCAGCCUUUUCUAGAUGUGUUAAGUAAAACCAGUUAUGCUCAGCAAGUUGAAUGGUUGGGAAGCCUUCAUAUUGGAGGUGAAGGAUUGACAUUCAUUGUGAAUCACGUUUUGAGUUCUCCUGCUGCCACAUAACCAGCAGCUUUCCAUAACAAAUGGGAGCCAAGAACUUCCAAAAUUCAACUCUUUUUUCACAACUGAAUUACACUAGAAGUCUUUUAACAUCUACAAUACAAAUUAUCUCCUUGGUUUGAUUCCAUUGUUUUUCUAUUGCCUACAUGUUGUUGAAAGUAACUAGUUUAUUAAGAAUGCACAAGAAUGUGUUAGCACAGAUAAAGAAAAUAUUUUUUUUUAAAUAUAUAGGACAACCGUUUUCAUAAAUGUGCAAUAAAAACAGUAAAUAUAUACUAGGAUAUGAGUAGUCAAGAGAAAAGAUUGUAAUAUGCUGGUUUUUCAUUGUUCGGGGUGGUUUUGAAUUUGUUUACUUUUAUUUUUUGUGAGAACAUUUCACCUGCUGAGUGUAUGAGAAUUUGCUUUUUAAAAAGGCUUUUUAGAGUUUACAGUAGAAUCAAUGGAAGGAAAAGUUAAUAAGGGCUGUUUUUAAAAACUUUACAUUCCUUCCUAUUCUCUAACUACACUUGGGAAGUGCACUUUAGAGAUGUUUGCUGUGUAGCUGGGAAAUGAAGGAAAACUAUAGAAAAUGUUCUCUUAGGAAAUAAAAUAUAGUUACCUACUUUCUAGCUAUGAAAUACCCCUUGAUAAAUAUUAAUGUUGUAAGAACAUUUAAUCACUGGUGCAUAAUGCGUUUUUGUAUACAAUUUACGGUCUGUUAAAUUCUGGAGAAAAACAAAAAGAAGAUAACCAUGCUGCUUAAGCGGUUCAAGAUGCACAUGUUAAGCUGCGAAGCUCAAAUAUUUUGCAAGAGUAUUUGUUUUGAUAGUGUUUUGCUACAACCUGGACUGAGGAGCCUAAAACGAUCUGUGCAAAUACAACAACAACAACAAAAAGCACCAGCUAAUGCAAAAUUCUUCAGUACUGGUUUGUUUCUAUAAUUCCUCCCUUCCCUUCCUUGCACAUGCUAUAUUUUGUUCAAUAAAACAUGGUGCUUUUUUAUUUAUUUUCUUUUCUUUUAGAGGCACAUGUAUUAAUUACAGUGAAUUGAUGCAAAAUUGGGGGAAAAUGUAGAAAUGCAAAAGAAAAAGCCUUAACUAAUGGUAGAAUGUAGACUUUUGAAGGACAGAAAUGUUACUGAAAUGUGAUGGAGCAAUAACUGGGCAGUGCUCUGGUACUGUACAACAGCUGAUAAGUCACACUACUGAGAAAGCUCUUACUAGGUGAGCUCUUGUUCAACUGACCUCUUAAUUCUAGUAAGUGUACAUGGUCAGUAAACAGUUUGUUAUAACCUUUAUCUACCUCUGCUGUGCAAAGGCCAUCCAAUAUCCAUUCCUGUGAUGUUUCUCAUGGUUUUUUGUUCACACCAUUACUCACUGUCAUCUAUUUUUACACUGUAACAAUAGAGUACCUAGUCCGGUUCAUCUCGAUUGAAUUGGCACCUGAAGAAGAGUUUUUAUUAUUUCUCUUUUGCUUCAUGAUGAACUAAUGUAGAGAUCUAUCGUUAAGGUAUUUUAUUUCUUCUUUUCUGCUCUUUUUCAUUCUUCAUCCCUUAUUUUUCUAUAAAAAUGUUUUCAAGUGGUGUCAGUGAAAAAUUACUCCUCCACUGCUUGGCUACACUCAGUCAUGUGUCAUACAAUAUGAGAGAGACAGGAGGAAAAACAGUGACAACAACAUCACAUACAUAAUGUAGCCUAAUUAAACUUGGGGAAAAUGAAGCAGAAAACAAUUACAGACUUUCAAUUACAAAUACAAGAUGUAAUAAAUUCAUCCCCCUCUCCCUACCUGGAGUUAGUGCCUGCAGUUCAAUGGUCUGUGAAUUUUCUCUGUCAUCUUUUUGAGGUCUAUUGCUUUAAUUUCUGGAACAAAAAGUCAUGUUGCAGUUGAAUUCUGCUGGGGUAAGUGUUGCCAUUUUCACUCUAGCAGUGUGGUAAGAAGCUUCUCUUGGUGGUACCUGGGAUAUCAGGAGUAGACAAAGACUCUUCUAUGAAGUUAAGCAACAUGUAAUCAUGUAUGAUGCAAAAUUCCAUUCCAUCCAUUCUUCAUUCGUAAUAAUUUUCCUGGCACAAACUUAAGCAUGCUUGAUAUUGUGCACAUAUUACUUUUUUUCAGAAUAAAUUUGCAUCUUGCCACUGCUAUAA